This is a messenger RNA of Drosophila grimshawi, 717 nucleotides long. RefSeq lists its product as uncharacterized. NCBI's taxonomy places the organism in Eukaryota, Metazoa, Arthropoda, Insecta, Diptera, Drosophilidae. The transcript has a single exon. The coding region runs from base 29 to 568 and encodes 179 amino acids. Gene Ontology annotation, cellular component: extracellular region. Gene Ontology annotation, molecular function: chitin binding. The record is from RefSeq and is a predicted model, not a curated record.
UAAGCACAACACAAUUGAGCCGCACAAAAUGAGACAGUCUAUACGCAUUGACAUCCUGCCCGUCAUCAUCGUCAUCCUCAUCGUCAUCGGUAGCGCCAGCGUCGGUGCCGUGAACAUUGCCGAUUGUAAUGAUAUAGCAGAUGGAGAAUUUAUUGAUAACCCACAGACGCAAUGCGCGCAUAGCUUAAUCUAUUGCGAUGGCGUGAAUUCUAUGUUCUGUGAUAGGACAGAUUGGUGUGAUGCAGACUUCACCUGUGAUGGACAAAUCGCAAGCACAACAGCUUCAUCAAUUACUUCGGGUCGGAGUACAAUUAGCACCAGCAUCAGCACCAGCACCAACACCACAGAUACACCCUUAACCACCACAAUUUCCGCCACAACGGAUGUGCGGUCAUUGUGUCGACAUGGUGUUACCCAAAAGUACAAAUAUCCCGGCAAUUGCAACUAUUACUAUUAUUGUAUGGAUGGUUUUCUGAUUGUCGAACAGUGUCCCAUUGGUUAUGCGUUCAAUGAGCCAAAUGGCACCUGCAGUGGACGCAUCGCUGACAUACCGGAUUGUAGGCAAUAAAAAAGAACAUAUUUUUUUAAUUAAGAACUAUGUUGUGUUAAACUGUAUUGUAACAAAUAAAAAAAUAUGAGCUAACUGCCUUAUCGUAGUACAUGAGCCGAAUGCGCCUAUAAAGCACACGUCUUUUGGUGUCUUCGCCAACAGUUAUC